Eucalyptus grandis is the source of this 1637-nucleotide messenger RNA. RefSeq names its product protein MAK16 homolog. Lineage: Eukaryota; Viridiplantae; Streptophyta; Magnoliopsida; Myrtales; Myrtaceae. The coding region runs from base 384 to 1286 and encodes 300 amino acids. The transcript is spliced from 10 exons. Gene Ontology annotation, biological process: maturation of 5.8S rRNA; maturation of LSU-rRNA. The record is from RefSeq and is a predicted model, not a curated record. Gene Ontology annotation, cellular component: nucleolus; preribosome, large subunit precursor.
ACGUCUUAUUUGAAAAAUUGAUGGCGUUUGGGCCGUUAUUUGUAGUUUUCGUGCAUGUUACAGCAGAACUUGAGCGCGCGUACAACCCACAACCCUACCGCCCGACGGCCUCCUGAAGAUCGUUCCUGGCGCCGGCAACCUCACCAAGAAGCUCCUCGUCGCCGGCAAGUCCGUUCUCGCCGUCGAACUGGACCCUCGCAUGGUUCUCGAGCUCCAGCGCCGGUUCUAGGUGCACGCCUUUACUCGAACCGUUUGAAGAUUUCUUGACCUCCAACAACAAGGUGAGUUGCUAAGAGGUUAAUACUAAAGAACCUCAAACACUAAAUUUCAAAGCCAAACAAGCAACUGAAUAAUCGGGUUGGAGAACAAAUUAUUCAUCAGAGAUGCAGCAAGAUGAGGUUAUCUGGCAAGUCAUUCGGCACAACCAUUGUAGUUAUAUGGCCAAGAUUACCACUGGAAUAUUUUGUCGAAAUGAAUACAACGUAACAGGGAUUUGUAAUAGGAGCUCCUGCCCUCUAGCUAACAGCCGCUAUGCUACUAUCCGUGAUCAAGACGGUGUCUUUUACUUGUAUAUGAAAUCAAUAGAAAGGGCUCACAUGCCCGAGAAAUUGUGGGAAAGAGUGAAGCUACCAAGAAAUUAUGAGAAGGCCCUUGAGAUUAUUGAUAAGCAUCUGAUGUAUUGGCCAAAGUUUCUUGUUCAUAAGACCAAGCAAAGGUUGACCAAAAUGACUCAAAUGCGCAUCCGAAUGAGGAAGCUUGCUCUGAAAACUAGGGAAAAGAUUAUGACGACUCCGAGGAAAGAAAAGAAGAGAGAGGCUAGAAGGGAGGAAAAAGCAGAAAAGGCAGCAGUUUUGGAAAAGAGUAUUGAGAAAGAGCUAUUGGAACGCCUAAGAAAAGGAGUGUAUGGUGAUAUCUACAAUUACCCUGUCAAAGAAUAUGAAAAAGUCCUCGAGAUGGAUUCAUUGCAGGCUGUCGAUGAAGAUGAAGAGGAGGAACCUGAGAUAGAGUAUGUGGAAGGUUACGAUGAACUUGAGGAAGAACUAGAAGAUGAUAUUGAAGAUUUUGGCGGUCUUCCUAUAAAUAGAGUUCAUGCAAUUGGUGACAAUGGCGAAGAUGAAGACGGUGAUGGAGAUGAAGAUGAUGAUGCAGAAGCUGAUCAGAAGAGGGGAAGGGCUUUAAGAAAAGUGGAGAAAGGUGAUGCUCGUUCUAAGCCCAAGAAAAGAGCUAAGGUUCUCGUUGAGGUUGAGCAUGAGAAUGCUGAUGAAAGACAAACUGCAGUUCACUGAGGGCUUGCUCCAAUCCAUUUUGCUUUGUUUGGCCCUUGGUGAGCCAGAUUGGGGCAGCUGUCUCGUCUUUGAAAGUGUAUAUCAUGCUUUUCAUGGUAGCAUAGAAAAAAUUACCACAAAGUUUUGACAGAAAUUAGCGGCAAUUCUGGUUAAUGUUGCAUCUAUCUUCUGCUUCUUCCUGACGCUCUCGUUGUCUUUUUAAAGAAAGGUUGUAUUAUUAGUCACAAAAAAAAAGAUCGAGACUCACAAGUAGAGAACCAGCAUCCAAUGGAUGCAUGUUGGAGCAAUAGUUUCCUACUGACCUAUUUUUUCGCCCUUGGCUUCAAUAAAUAGGUUGCGAGCUAUUUUGUU